Molecule: messenger RNA, 8532 nt
Organism: Rattus norvegicus (Norway rat)
Lineage: Eukaryota; Metazoa; Chordata; Mammalia; Rodentia; Muridae
Source: RefSeq, a predicted model, not a curated record
CGGGAGGCGCCGCUCUCUCUCGGGUCAGACUCUCUCCUCCCGGCUCCCCAGCUCCCCGGCUGGCUCCCAGGCUCCCGGGCUCCCGGGCUCCCAGGCUCCCCGCGCCCAGCGGCGCCGGAGCUCUUCCUCUCCGCCUAGGCAAGGCGGGCGGGCGGGCGGCAGGCCGCAGGAGGCGGUGUCGUGGAAUCCGCUGGCAGUCCGCAGCCCCGCAGAGCCUGGAGGCCGCCCUGAUGGAGCCGCGGCUCCCGAUCGGAGCUCAGCCCCUGGCAAUGGUGGCGGGUUUGGAGAUGAAGGGUCCUCUCCGGGAGCCCUGCGUCCUGACCCUAGCCCGGAGGAACGGGCAAUAUGAGUUAAUAAUCCAGUUGCAUGGGAAGGAACAGCAUGUUCAAGAUAUCAUUCCUAUAAAUAGCCACUUCAGAUGUGUUCAAGAAGCAGAAGAAACUCUUUUGAUUGAUAUUGCUUCAAACAGUGGCUGCAAAAUUCGGGUACAGGGAGACUGGACCAGAGAGCGCCACUUUGAAAUUCCUGAUGAAGAACGCUGUUUGAAGUUCCUCUCAGAGGUCCUUGCUGCUCAGGAAGCUCAGUCACAGCUUCUUGUUCCAGAACAAAAAGACUCAUCUAACUGGUACCAGAAAUUAGACACUAAGGAUAAACCUGCUUAUUCAGGACUGCUUGGAUUUGAAGAUAAUUUUUCAUCUAUGAAUUUAGAUAAAAAAAUGAAUACACAAAAUCCCCCCACAGGGAUUCAUCGGGAACCACCCCCUCCACCUUCUUCAAAUAGAAUGCUUCCACGUGAAAAGGAAGCUUUAAACAAAGAACAGCCCAAAGUGACCAAUACCAUGCGGAAGCUGUUCGCACCAAACAGCCAAUCUGGCCAGCGAGAGGGUCUCAUCAAACACAUCCUUGCAAAGCGAGAGAAAGAGUAUGUCAACAUCCAGUCUUUCAGAUUUUUUGUUGGAACUUGGAAUGUGAAUGGCCAGUCUCCAGACAGCAGCUUAGAACCUUGGCUGAACUGUGAUCCAAAUCCUCCUGAUAUUUACUGCAUUGGAUUCCAAGAGCUGGACUUGAGCACAGAAGCCUUUUUCUACUUUGAGUCUGUAAAAGAGCAAGAAUGGGCCAUGGCUGUGGAAAGGGGUCUGCCUUCGAAGGCCAAGUAUAAAAAGGUUCAACUGGUCCGCCUUGUGGGGAUGAUGCUUCUCGUAUUUGCCAAAAAAGAUCAGUGUCAAUAUAUCCGAGAUAUUGCUACAGAAACAGUCGGAACAGGAAUCAUGGGGAAAAUGGGAAACAAAGGUGGAGUAGCUAUGAGAUUUGUGUUCCACAACACCACUUUCUGCAUUGUCAAUUCCCACCUGGCUGCCCACGUGGAAGAGUUUGAACGAAGGAACCAGGAUUAUAAAGACAUCUGUGCGAGAAUGAGCUUUUCAGUCCCCAAUCAGACUCUCCCACAAGUGAACAUCAUGAAGCAUGAUGUUGUCAUUUGGUUGGGAGACUUGAACUACAGACUUUGCAUGCCUGAUGCCAAUGAGGUGAAAAGUCUUAUUAAUAAAAAUGAGCUUCAGAAGCUGUUGAAAUUCGACCAGUUAAACAUUCAGCGCACACAGAAAAAAGCUUUUGUGGAUUUCAAUGAAGGGGAAAUCAAGUUUAUUCCCACUUACAAGUAUGAUUCUAAAACUGACAGAUGGGAUUCCAGUGGGAAAUGCCGAGUCCCAGCCUGGUGUGACCGAAUUCUUUGGAGAGGAAUAAAUGUUAAUCAACUUCAUUACCGGAGUCACAUGGAACUCAAAACUAGUGACCACAAACCUGUUAGCGCCCUGUUCCAUAUUGGGGUGAAGGUUGUAGAUGAACGGCGGUAUCGGAAGGUCUUUGAAGAUAUUGUACGCAUUAUGGACAGAAUGGAAAAUGACUUCCUUCCUUCAUUAGACCUUAGCAGGAGAGAGUUUAUGUUUGAGAAUGUGAAGUUUCGGCAGCUGCAAAAGGAGAAGUUCCAGAUCAGCAACAAUGGACAGGUUCCCUGCCAUUUUUCUUUCAUCCCUAAGCUUAAUGACACCCAAUACUGCAAGCCAUGGCUUCGAGCUGAACCUUUUGAGGGCUACUUGGAGCCAAACGAGACAAUAGACAUUUCCCUUGAUGUAUACGUCAGCAAAGACUCUGUAACCAUCCUGAACUCUGGUGAAGAUAAGAUUGAAGAUAUUCUUGUCCUCCAUUUGGAUCGAGGAAAAGAUUACUUCUUGACCAUCAGUGGGAAUUACCUUCCAAGUUGCUUUGGAACCUCAUUGGAGGCUUUGUGCCGAAUGAAAAGACCAAUCCGAGAAGUUCCUGUCACCAAACUCAUAGACUUGAAAGCAAACAAGUAGGCAAAUAAAAACACCAGAAUGUUUUAAAGGAGAAAGAAAACAAGAACACACACAAACAAAAACCAUAAAACACAAGAUGGGAAAUCAUAACAUCCAGGUAAAAGACCGGUGGGAUAAAGAAAAUGCUCAAAGCAGUAUGAGACAAAAGACUCAUUUUUAUCGUGUUUAUCAAAGCAGUCUGAGACAAAAGGUGUAUUUUUAUCGAAGUAGCAGCACUAUAGUACCCUGGCCGUAACUUUUCCAUGUUCUGGGAAUGACCAGGAGGCUCAACAAGCUUUAAAAGUUUUUCCUAUAGAAAAAAUAUAUUAUCAGGUAAUUCAACCAUAAAUAGAAAGUAUCAAAAUUAUUAGAGGAAUCGUGGCUCAGCAUAGGGACCUUUUCCCUCGUCUAGGACAUAAUCGACUCGGGGUCAAAGACAGUGAGUGAACCUUGGUCAUCUGUAAUUACAGAAUGGCUUUUUUAUGAAAUUAUACACUCAUGAUCGUGUGCUCGUUUUGAAAGGUCCUAUUUUGUGGGCUUCAGAGUUCUUGCUCUUUCCAUGGCUUAGUGCCUCUCAGUGUUAUUAAGUUAGUGUGUCUCGGGGUUGGGGAUUUAGCUCAGUGGUAGAGCGCUUGCCUAGGAAGCGCAAGGCCCUGGGUUCGGUCCUCAGCUCCGAAAAAAAGAACCAAAAAAAAAAAAAGUUAGUGUGUCUCAUCAAUGAGGAAGUUAUCCAUACUGUUUUGGAGCAGUAAACGGGCCCUAAAAGCUGAACAGCUUUCCUCUCAUUUCAAGUCCAAAGUACUUCUUAAGGUCUCAUGGUUUUUCCAGGACUUAACAGGAUGUUUCAAACCCAUGAGACAGUGCCACCAAUAUUGGUCCAUGUCCUCUGUUUAGUGUGUGCUCUAAAUUCAUGAUGGAGCCGGAAAUGAGUUCAGUACCUGUGCUCUGUCUCCAUGAACUGUUUCAGAAAGGUUUCUGUGUUCCAUUUCCUUCCUACCAAAUUAGAAAUGAGAGCAUUGGCAUAAAUCCUUUUGUUCCUCCAACCAUUUUCAGUAAGAGAGAUUCUACAGCUCCUAGGAUAGUUGGAAUUAGGCUCAGAGGAAUGGAGGAGAAUUAUUGGCUGUUGUGACUAUUUUUAUUCUUUUUCAGAACAAAGGCUUAAUUUUUCUGAUUGACUAACAUGUUAACAACCGGAUAAUCAUCAAUAUUUAUUACAUGCUAUAAAGUAGUGUGGAGAUGAUGUGAGUUUCUGCAAUUUAGUGACCAUGAAAGUAUACUUACGUGCACUGUCUAACUAAAUUCUAAGUCAUGGUUAAUAGAAGACUUCAUUCAUAGUUUGAACAUUAAUGAUCUCCGUGGCUGAUGUUCAUUGUAUUUGGUUAAGUCAAUAUUUUGGGAAAUGAUUUAAACUGAAUGUUGUGGAGAUUGUAAUUUCUAUUCACAAUACUUGCCUUUCCAGCAGUUACUCAAGCCUUUGUGUGUUAUAAAAGCUUACUGAGUCACCAGGCAAUCUCUGUAAAAUCAACCUCAGAAUCUGUCCACUGUUAUCUUGAUGCUUGUAACAUUAACAUGAUCUAGAAGUUCAGUACAUAUGAAUAAAAUAGAUUAGAGAAGUGACUUGGAUUGAUCAGAGACAUGUUUCCAGUCACGUCAGGGCACUUAAGAAGCAGACAUCUAUUUAGGUAUUGAAUGAAUAAGUUCUUCCUGAAGUAAGGUGCACCUUGAAUAAAGGAUGUAAAGCAAGAGAAAAUUCACCAUGAGAAGAUUAUGAGAUUUCUCUUGAAGGCAGGGUCAGAUUAUGAUAUGUGAGACUAGCUCUGGAGGAUAGAGGCAGGCAGUGGUCUAGAAAUCAAGAGAUACACUUACGCAUGGGCCAGAGAUGAUCUAGAACCUUCAGGAGACUUUGAGGGCUAAUACAAAGUUGUAAAUUGGCACAUUAGAAGAAAACAUUUGAUGGUGCAUAUAGGAUGAGCUAGUAGAAAAUAGAACAGGCUUGAAGUGCCAGAAGUCGUUAAGGACUUUGGUUGCAAGUACAAACAUGAAAAAGAAGGCUGGGUGAAGAAUGUGCCAAUGAGGAAAAGGAUAUAAAGUCCGAGAUAAGAACUUGGUGAUUCAUCUGAUGCCAGGGAUCAUUUCUCUCUGUUUACUUUCUCUUACCGAUCUAAAAACUCCUUUCUUGUCCUCUUACAUGUAUGAUUUGUUUCUUCUGUAUAUUUCAUAUCAACUAUUUCUUCUGAGAGCUUUGAUUUUCAUAUAGUUAUUCUUAAAUUUGAACCCUCUAAUUGGGUCUGGUGACAUACACUUUUUAUCCAGUUACUUAAAAGACAGAAGGGAGGAGGAUUCCAAGAUCAAGGCUAGUGAGGGAAAUUUGACAAACUUUGUCUACUAUAAAUAGUUGAAAGUGGGCAGGGAAGCUGGAGAUGCAGCUUAGUGGGAGAGCACUUUCCUAACAUAGUCCAGGCCCUGGGUUUAGUCCUCACUACUAUGAACUGAAUCUUCUACUUACAAAGAACUCUCUUCUAUUAUUUAUCUACGUUCACUACUGGGAACAUUCUUCUUAGAGUAAAUAUUGGGCUAAGGAAUGAUUUGCAUUAUACUUAUUAUGUGUCAUGUCACUCCAGGGCAGAAUAACCUUUUUUUAGUGGAGGUUAACUGACUUUUCUGGCUCUAAAAUUCAGGCCAGCAUUGGUUUAUGAGUAAUUUUCAUUUGUUUCCUUUAUGCCUACAUCCGGAGAAGUAAGCUCCCUGUACUUUUUUUUCCCUUUUACACUUUCAAACAUAUGUGACAUACAUGUACAUUUGUGUGUGUGUGUGCAUAUGCAUUCAUGUGAAGCCUGUUCCUUGAUGACGAGAAUCACGUUCUAUUUGUCCCCCACCUUAUUGACUGAGACAGUUUCUCAGAUAACCCCUGAUCUCAGUGAUAUGGUUAAUCUUCCUCCCCAGCUUACUCUGAGGAUCUCUUAUCUCCCUAACACUAGAAGAACAGCUGGGCCACCACAUCCCCGGAGCUUUUUCUUGGGUUCUGGGGAUGCAGACGCCAUCACACUUGUGUGGCAAGUGAAUUAACCACUGAGCUGUCAUCGCAGCCACCUAAGAAAGAAACUCUGCAUUUCAAUUUGCUGUCUUUCUCUUAGCAUUUUAGCAGUCCUUUGGAUUCCUCUUUUACAGUGUCCUUUUUCCAUUCCUCAGGUUUAUGGUAUUGGGGGUGGAACCCAGCGCCUCAUUCAUGCCAGACAAGCAUUCUUCUACUAAAAGACACUGUCUGUCCACUAAGUUGAAAUAUCUAUGGUGUGUUGGUCAGGACAACUCUUUGGGAGUUGCUUCUCUCCGUCCACCUUGUGGGAUCUAAGGAUUGAACUGGGUCUACAUACAUUCACCUCCAUCAAGUGAGCCAUCUCCCAGGCCCCAGAUUAGUAAUAAACUGAUCCAGUGACUGAUUUAGCUCACUUAUGGAAGUUGGAGGACAAUUUUGUGGGGUUGAUUCUUUUACUCCACUAUGUGAGUUCCAGAGAUUUAACUUAUGUCGUCCAUCACGCUUGGAGGCAAACAGGCUAGCUGUUUCAUGGGCCGCCAUGUUAGUUUUAAGGUGUUUCUUUUCUCCUGCUUGACGGAUGCUGAUAUCCAUUUCAUGUUUCCCUUUUUUCUGCACUUCAUUUUUUCCCAUUUAGGUCUGCUAGAUUAAACAUUCUGUAAUACUGCUCAAGCGGGGGUGAUUUUGUCCUUGCUCUUCAAUGCCUGCUGCAGACAAUGCAGACAUAUUAAGUUGUCACUCGGUGUCACAUUUUGUUUCUCACUGUUCUCUCAACAUUCUCUAGUUAGUUCAGCUUCCCGAAAACAAAGUGAGUAAUUUCUUCUUAGUCACCUUGUCAUUUAACGUUUCUGUGCAUUUCUUUCUUUCUGCUUCGCCCACCUUUUCUUAGAGCAUGGAUCUUGCUAUAUUGUCCAGACUGGCCCAGAACUCAGCAUUCCUGGGAACUUCCUGAGCAACUCCAUAACGGGCCUACACCACUGUGCCUGGCUUACUUCCACUAUCCUGUCCCCAAAAUCCUGUGGAUUAAGGCCUUAGAUGUGGCUCAGUAGUAGACUGUUUACCCAGCAUGCAUUCAGCUCUGGGUCCUAACGCCAGCUUAAAAAAAAAUCCUGUAUUCUUUUUAAGGACUAGUAGCCAUGUAUUGGGAACUUUUACAUAUGAAUUAUAAGACUAUCAGGUUGUAAAUUCUAAGACUAAGGAGGAAUCAGACUCAAUUAGACACCAGGGUUAGGGACCAACCACAUCUUUCUCCUUAAUUUGUCCUUAUCUGUCACUGCCCCCAUCAGAACGCGUUUUGCAUAGCCCUUUGUACCUGUAGAUGCUUAUCACUCAAAGGAAACUUCUUCAGGGCCUAGAUUGACACAAUAGCAUGCAAACUCCCUGCUUUGUUUUGCUUGUUAUAUCGUGGGCAUGUACUCAUCAGAGGACAAAUGUAAUGUCUGUCAGAUUUACUAACAAGUGUUUCUAAAUGUAAUAAAAGGUGCAGACUUUUGUUAAAUUAGAUUGUUGGUACUCAGAAAUAACUUCACAUUUAGAAGUAUCAAAAGGAUAGGAUUAUGCAUACCUAGGACUCUGACAUCUUUAUUUCCUAAGGUAUUUAAAUGUAGGCAAACUCAAAAAAUCAGGCUUAAUUCAUGAUGUAUCUAACAAUACUAAAACCCCUAAUUGCCUAUGUAAGAACAGCUCAGGAAAAUAGGUUGAGAAUGUCACUUGGAAUGUCAGGGAAUACAUAUUCAUUCCCACACCAGGUACUCUUGCUUCUCUGACACGAAGACUUGGAUUUCUCCUUAGCCCUAUCAGACUUGAGAUGUGAUUUCUACUUGAUUUCUCAUUGGUCUCUAAUGGGAUCAGGAAGAACCCAGUUGAGAGUCUCUGGGGUAGAGACUCCUCCUGGUUUCAGAUUGCUUCACUGUCCCUAGGAGGAAAAUAUUUUACCAGCUUCAGAGACAAAGACACUGAGACAGUACAAAAUUGGAUAAAUUGCCUGGGCUCCCUACCAAGUCAGUAUGAGGCAGAAGGAAGACUUGUACCCAGGCCUGUCUAUCAUCAAUACCUAUACUCCUUGCAUAAACCAUGCUGCCUUGUGAAUAACAUUUCUCACUCUCCUUAGCUGAUCUUAGAAGUACUCUCACAGCUUUUCCCUGCUCUCUAUCUCGAAAGCACUUAUGUUGUCCUCUCUGAUUGUCUAAGAGAGUAUGCUGAUAAUGAAUGGGGUUAGUCAGACCUGGGUUCCAAUCCUGAUUCUGUCACUUAUUACCUAUGCGUGACCUUGGGCAAAUAAUUAACCUCUCAAAGCCUCAGUUUCUUCAUCUUUAAAAUGGGAAUAAUGUUUCACUUUGAUGUGCAGAUAAAGUGGCAUUGUAUAUACACCCUUUGCUCGACUAUGGUAGAGAUUCCUCCUCUGGUGGUGGUGAUCAUGGCUGCUGCUCUCCCUCUCAUUGGGUUGUAAUGAGUGCAGAAAUGACAAGUACAAUGAAGGCACUAUUGCUUCUGCUUCUCCUGUGUCUUUUAUACCCACUAGGAAACUAGAGGAACUGGUGGAUACCCUGAGCCACAAAGCUCUGAGAUAAAGUCCAUUUACAUUUAGUUGGUCUUCAAAUCUGGGGAGUCUAGACACUUUGGAGGAGGUGGGUGGCUAAAGGGUGAGAGAAAAAAACUCAAGGGGACUCUUGGAGACUUGGAAGGCUAGCUGAGAUGAGAGUGGCGUGAAAGGAAGGAGUAUAUGGAAGUGAAAGUAGAAAUAAACAAGAAGUAUCCCUGCUUCUGAAUAUUCACUCUCAGACCUGAAGCUGAGUUAUUCCAUGGACGCAGCCUUAGGACAAGGUAAGAACUGCGCAUGACAGUAGAUGGGUGAACAGGGAGAUGCAGCACCAGGCUUGGCUGGAGCCUCAGGCAGCUUCCUCCAGAGGGCACUGCCUAUGGUCAAGGCCUGGAGAAGGAUGUUUUGUUAGUGAUAAUCUCAGUGAACUGUUAUGGACAGGAGGUGUGACAAAGAACUUUGCAUGUGGGGAAUGGGUUUCAUUUUCAGUGUUCAUUGUUUGAAGGACUCAGAGCUGUUAAGCGCCUUUGUGUCUAGCAAGCUAGCAAGACCUAAUACUGAGCUGUUGCUAAUACUGUGAAUUAACUCUGAUCAUUGUCUAUCUGCCAAUGACUUUUCUCCUGCUCUGC